UAUAUGCGUGGGUGUAUAUAUAUGUACAUAUACACUUAUAUUCGGAACCGCAAUUCACAUUUAAAUAGGAGCGGUAGUUAAAGUGUGUUGUCAAUUUGCCACUGACACAAAAAACCACCUUUCACAAAAAUUCUUUUAACGAAUUGUACACAUUUCGGACGAUAGUUGUAGAGCGAGAAAGUUGAGAGAACGAGUGUGUGACUGUGUGUUUGGAGCUAUGGCUGUCUCCUGGAGGAGAAGCGGUUCUUUUAUUGCGUUAGCAAUUGUCUUCUUCGGCUGUCUAUCUGCAAUUUCCAUCGCCAAAGAAGAAGCCACAAAAUUGGGAACAGUCAUAGGAAUAGAUCUUGGAACUACCUAUUCAUGUGUUGGUGUUUACAAAAAUGGUCAUGUCGAAAUUAUAGCAAAUGACCAAGGAAAUCGUAUUACGCCAUCAUGGGUUGCAUUUACUGAUAGUGAAAGACUGAUUGGUGAGGCUGCAAAGAACCAGGCAGCUGUUAAUCCUGAGAGGACUAUCUUUGAUGUCAAGAGGCUUAUUGGACGAAAGUUUGAGGAUAAGGAAGUUCAGAGGGAUAUGAAGCUUGUUCCUUAUAAGAUUGUCAACAAGGAUGGAAAACCUUAUAUCCAGGUGAAAAUUAAGGAUGGUGAGGUUAAGGUCUUCAGUCCUGAGGAAAUUAGUGCUAUGGUUCUGACUAAGAUGAAAGAGACAGCUGAAGCUUUCCUUGGAAAGAAAAUUAAGGAUGCUGUGGUAACUGUUCCCGCUUACUUCAACGAUGCCCAGAGGCAGGCAACAAAGGAUGCAGGUAUUAUUGCUGGGCUGAAUGUUGCUAGGAUUAUCAAUGAACCCACAGCAGCAGCAAUUGCCUAUGGGUUAGACAAGAAAGGUGGAGAGAAGAACAUUCUUGUUUUUGACCUUGGUGGUGGAACAUUCGAUGUCAGCGUUCUGACAAUUGAUAAUGGCGUCUUUGAGGUUCUUGCUACAAAUGGAGACACCCAUCUUGGAGGCGAGGACUUUGAUCAAAGGAUUAUGGAAUAUUUCAUCAAGUUGAUUAAGAAGAAGCAUGGAAAGGACAUCAGCAAGGACAACAGAGCACUGGGAAAGCUGAGGAGGGAAGCUGAACGUGCCAAAAGAGCUUUAAGCAGCCAGCACCAAGUUAGGGUUGAGAUUGAAUCUCUUUUUGAUGGUAUCGAUUUCUCUGAGCCAUUGACUCGUGCUCGAUUUGAGGAGUUGAACAAUGACCUCUUUAGGAAAACCAUGGGACCUGUCAAGAAGGCCAUGGAGGAUGCUGGGUUGGAGAAGCACCAGAUAGAUGAGAUUGUUCUUGUUGGUGGGAGUACCAGGAUCCCAAAAGUCCAACAACUACUCAGGGACUACUUUGAUGGAAAGGAACCCAACAAGGGUGUAAACCCAGAUGAGGCAGUGGCUUAUGGUGCUGCUGUUCAAGGAGGUAUUCUAAGUGGGGAGGGUGGUGAUGAAACCAAAGAUAUUCUACUUUUGGAUGUGGCUCCUCUCACUCUUGGUAUUGAAACUGUUGGUGGGGUAAUGACCAAGUUGAUUCCCAGGAAUACAGUUAUCCCUACCAAGAAAUCCCAAGUCUUUACAACUUACCAAGACCAGCAGACCACUGUCUCCAUUCAGGUAUUUGAAGGUGAAAGGAGCCUGACAAAGGACUGCAGGCUGCUUGGAAAGUUUGAUCUCACUGGAAUUCCUCCAGCUCCAAGGGGCACCCCACAAAUUGAAGUCACUUUUGAAGUUGAUGCCAAUGGUAUCUUGAAUGUCAAGGCAGAAGACAAAGGUACUGGUAAAUCAGAGAAGAUCACAAUCACUAAUGACAAAGGUCGCCUGAGUCAAGAGGAGAUUGAACGAAUGGUUCGUGAGGCUGAAGAGUUUGCAGAGGAAGACAAGAAGGUGAAAGAGAGGAUUGAUGCUCGGAACGGUCUCGAGACAUACGUGUACAACAUGAAGAACCAGAUCAAUGACAAGGACAAGCUUGCUGACAAGCUUGAGUCUGAUGAGAAGGAGAAGAUUGAGGCAGCUGUGAAGGAGGCUCUUGAGUGGUUAGACGAUAACCAGUCUGCUGAGAAAGAGGACUAUGAAGAGAAGUUGAAAGAAGUAGAAGCUGUUUGUAACCCAAUCAUUACAGCUGUCUACCAAAGAUCAGGUGGCGCUCCCGGUGGCGCAUCAGAGGAUGAUGAUUCUCAUGAUGAACUGUAGGCGACUCUUAGCAUCCAAGUUCACCACUGAUGAAAAAGACGUGGCAGCAAGAAGUCGGGAUGUAGACUAGGGAAGAGAGUUAGUGUAAUUUUCUGGUGAUUGAAGCUUAGGGGAGAGAAUUCCCUUCUUCGCUUGUUUUUGUUGAGGUGAAGAUACUUGCGAGGAAAUAUGUUCUUAACAUUUUGAGUUCUUCUGAAUCCUGCUAAAAACUUAAACAAUGUUCACUGCCCAGUGGACUCGCAAGAAGACGACCAAAAAAUGUGACUGGGCUUGUGUCGCUCGAUAAUCAUUUACACCUACUUCUGGGGAGGAUUCUGAA
Molecule: messenger RNA, 2531 nt
Organism: Coffea eugenioides
Lineage: Eukaryota; Viridiplantae; Streptophyta; Magnoliopsida; Gentianales; Rubiaceae
Product: luminal-binding protein 5-like
Exons: 8
Coding region: 218-2212 (664 amino acids)
Biological process (GO): cellular response to unfolded protein; endoplasmic reticulum unfolded protein response; protein refolding
Cellular component (GO): endoplasmic reticulum lumen; endoplasmic reticulum chaperone complex; membrane
Molecular function (GO): misfolded protein binding; ATP binding; ATP-dependent protein folding chaperone
Source: RefSeq, a predicted model, not a curated record